AUGGCAUUAACUCCCAUGAAUAUAAUUCUCGAUUCCUUUACAAAAGACUCCGAUUCAAUAGAAAGUUCAGAAAGGGUUUGGUUUAUGGGUUCAUAUGCGCUAACUGUGGGUACAUUUAUAUUAAUCUCGGGUAGAUUGGGAGAUUUAUUUGGUUUAAGACGGAUGUUGCUAGUCGGUUGGGCGUGGAUUGUAGUCUGGGCAAUAGUAACUGGUCUUUCAUAUUAUAGCCAUUCAGUCAUAUUUUUCAUUAUCUGCAGAGCAUUCCAGGGUAUAGGGUUUGCUCUUAUCUUGCCUUGCGCUUUGGGUAUAUUGGGUAACAUUUACCCAAUAGGUGAUAGAAAGAACUUAGCAUUUGGCUGUGUUGGUGCAUCUGGGCCUAUUGGUGCCACACUUGGGGCUAUAUUUGCAGCCAUACUUGCUCAGCUAGCAUGGUGGCCAUGGGUAUUUUGGAUAUUGGGGAUAGUGGCCUGUAUUUUGGGUAUUGCAUCUUUCUUUAUCAUUCCAAACAACAUCUCAAAUGUAAAUAGUAAGCUUGGUAGAAAAGAAAAAUUAAAGAGAAUGGAUAUUUUGGGUUCUACAGUCGGUAUAAUCAGUCUAGUAUUAUUCAACUUUGUCUGGAAUCAGGGUCCAGUUGAAGGUUGGGGUACAGCCUACAUUAUUGUACUUUUAAUUGUAUCUUCAAUUGGAAUAGUAUUAUUUUUCUACAUUGAAUUAAAAGUUGCUGAAUAUCCAUUAUUACCAAAGUCAAUAUUCAAUUUCAAAAUUGGUCUUUUAUUGCUGUGUAUCAGCUUUGGCUGGGGAUCAUUUGGUAUUUGGCAAUAUUAUUAUUGGAGUAUUGUAUUAAACUUGAGACACUACACGCCAAUUGCAGCUGGUUUGACCUAUAUCCCAUUUUUUGUAUUGGGUAUCAUUGCAGCUCUUUCUGUUUCUGUCUUGAUUUCCAAAAUUAAACCCUCAUACAUUAUCUGUUUUGCUUCUGUGGCCUUCAUGUGUGGAUGCAUUAUGUUGUCCAUUAUGCCAAUUGACCAGUCGUACUUUCAAAUCUCUAUGGGCCAAAUGUUUUUGCUAGCUUGGGGUAUGGAUCUAAGCUACCCUGCUGCAGCCUUGAUUUUGUCAGAUUUCUUACCCCUUCAUCAUCAAGGGAUGGCUGGUUCGUUGGUCGCAACGGUCGUUAAUUAUUCAGUUUCAUUGUUCCUAGGAAUUGCAAGUACUGUGGAAAUAGAAACUAUGAAGCAUCAUCAUAACACGCUAAAAAGUUAUAGAGCCGCGAUUUACAUGGGCAUUGGCGUGGCCUUCCUCGGAGUUUUAUUCGCUAUUAUUUUCAUAAUUGCUCAGCAUGCAAAAAGGGACCCUGACCCUGAAGUCACUGUGGUUAAGGAGCUUUCUGUCAGUGAUAUCGAUUCAAAUUUGAAAGAAGUAAAACAACCACUUGAUAUAUAG
Debaryomyces fabryi is the source of this 1440-nucleotide messenger RNA. RefSeq lists its product as uncharacterized. NCBI's taxonomy places the organism in Eukaryota, Fungi, Ascomycota, Pichiomycetes, Serinales, Debaryomycetaceae. The coding region runs from base 1 to 1440 and encodes 479 amino acids. The transcript has a single exon. Gene Ontology annotation, biological process: transmembrane transport. The record is from RefSeq and is a predicted model, not a curated record. Gene Ontology annotation, cellular component: membrane. Gene Ontology annotation, molecular function: transmembrane transporter activity.